AUGACAGAAGGCCUAAACUACUGGCAAGACAGCAAUCACCUUACAGACUUGUACCGGAAAGAAGAGGUCGUCACGGUAACUUCAGCUGGGGGAGCCAUCCAGAGCCCCCGCUUCCCGAACGCCUACCCCCGGAACCUGCAGUUGUCAUGGAAACUACUGUCGCCCCACAACACCCGCAUCGUCCUGGAGUUUGACUCCCACUUUGCGCUGGAGGAACCAGAGAACGAAGUCUGCAGGUAUGACUUUGUGGAGGUGGAGGACAUCUCAGAGACCAGUACCGUUAUCUGGGGGAGAUGGUGUGGUCAGAGAGUCCCCCCUCGCCUCACCUCCAAAACCAACACCCUCAAAGUCACCUUCAAGUCAGAUGACUUCUUCGUGGCCAAGCCUGGCUUCAAACUCAACUACUCUCUACUGCAUAAUUCUCCUCCUACAGCAUCCAGGACUAACUGGGAGGCUGUGACCCAGAUGGAUGAUGCUCCGUCAGUGUUGGCUCCAGCGGUGACUGAUGUUCCUCUGACAGCAGCAGCGUUGGACCAGACCAUAGCAGCCUUCAACACAGUGGAGCAGCUCCUCCGCCACCUCAACCCUGACAGCUGGAGACAGGACCUGGACAGCUUGUACAGAGAGACAGCCAUGUACAGACCCCGGGCCUACCAGCACAAUGGCAGACAGAACAAGAUUGACCUGGACCGUCUGUAUGAUGACGUGAAGCACUACAGCUGUACACCUCGGAACUACUCUGUCAACCUGCGAGAGGAGCUGAGGGCCACCAACGCCGUGUUCUUCCCACGAUGCCUACUGGUGCAGCGCUGUGGGGGGAACUGUGCCUGUGGGACGGACAACUGGAACAGCUGUACCUGCAGCCCGGCCAAGACCAGUGACAAACUACACGAGGUGUUGAAGUAUGCUCCUGAGGUGGGAGGUUAUUCGCGGCGUCGGACAGCUCGUGUCCGCUGGGUCCUAGAGGAGGUCCAUCUCAUGCACCACGAGCGCUGUGACUGUGUUUGUCCCUCCAGACCACCCCGCUGAGAGACAAUGGGACAGGGGGACCCAGCUCUGGGUUUAACUGCUGUUUAUAUCUCCAUAUCUCUCUUUGUAGCGCUCCCCUGCCAUCCAUCCACAUAACAACCUGUUACAAACCUAGUUACAACAUCAUCCAUCCAUCAUCCACAUAACAACCUGUUACAAACCUAGUUACAACAUCACCCAUCCAUCAUCCACAUACCAACAUGUUACAAACCUAGUUACAACAUCAUCCAUCCAUCAUCCACAUAACCUGUUACAAACCUAGUUACAACAUC
Salvelinus fontinalis (brook trout) is the source of this 1301-nucleotide messenger RNA. RefSeq names its product platelet derived growth factor d (gene pdgfd). Gene Ontology annotation, biological process: positive regulation of ERK1 and ERK2 cascade; positive regulation of phosphatidylinositol 3-kinase/protein kinase B signal transduction; positive regulation of protein autophosphorylation. Gene Ontology annotation, cellular component: membrane. The transcript has 7 exons. Lineage: Eukaryota; Metazoa; Chordata; Actinopteri; Salmoniformes; Salmonidae. Gene Ontology annotation, molecular function: platelet-derived growth factor receptor binding; growth factor activity. The coding region runs from base 1 to 1029 and encodes 342 amino acids. The record is from RefSeq and is a predicted model, not a curated record.